UCCCUCCACCUUAUCGUCCCCGACUUCUUGCCGCUCCCCUCCUCCACCGCCACCGCCACCAAGCAGGUGGUGGAGGACUACGUCUCGGCGCUCUCUAUCGCCGCCUCCGCCACGGACGCGACCCACCCCCUGUGGGAACUCCACAUCCUCAACCUCCCCACCUCCUCCACCGCCGCCUCCGGCGUGCUCCGCGCCCACCACUCCCUCGGCGACGGCGCCUCCCUCACCUCCCUCCUCCUUGCCUAUACCCGCCGCGUUGACAACCCCUCCGCCCUCCCCUCCCUCUCGCCUUCACCCUCGCCCUCGCCCUCGCCCUCACCAUGGCCGUGGCCGCGGCCUCCUAGGCCUCCUCAUCUAGCUCUGGCCCCGCCCUCACCCCCCGAGGACCUCCGCGGCGUCGGGCACCGCUGCAAGCACUUCGUCCACCGCACCACCAGCCUCGACGACGUCAAGCGCGUCAAGAAUGCCAUGGGCUACACCGUGAAUAAUGUGUUGGUGGGAGUUACAUCGACGGGCUUUUAUCAUUACCUCAGCAGGAAAUUUGGAGGGAGAAAGUGAAGAGGAAGGA
This is a messenger RNA of Ananas comosus (pineapple), 568 nucleotides long. RefSeq names its product O-acyltransferase WSD1-like. Lineage: Eukaryota; Viridiplantae; Streptophyta; Magnoliopsida; Poales; Bromeliaceae. Gene Ontology annotation, cellular component: plasma membrane. The record is from RefSeq and is a predicted model, not a curated record. Gene Ontology annotation, biological process: triglyceride biosynthetic process. The annotation marks the transcript as partial. Gene Ontology annotation, molecular function: diacylglycerol O-acyltransferase activity; long-chain-alcohol O-fatty-acyltransferase activity. The transcript is spliced from 3 exons.